Messenger RNA from Symbiodinium pilosum, 651 nucleotides. NCBI's taxonomy places the organism in Eukaryota, Dinophyceae, Suessiales, Symbiodiniaceae. The record is from the annotation of a GenBank genome assembly.
AUGUCGGAGGCCCUUGCCAGCCCUGACUUGAUUGAAGGCAUCCAGCUCAUCAUCUUCGACCAGUAUAAGACCCUGACAGAAGGCAACUCCGACCCAGAGCGCGAGAUAAUCAAGGAAUUCAAUCUGGCACAAGACUAUGCCCAAGUCGAGGCCAUUGUCUGCGGUACUCGGUGGGAUGAGGAUGGGGGGGAGGCCGCCUACUUGACUAAGCUCAUCACCGGCUUGGGGCUUCCGGACUCUCCCGGGACUCGACAGCAGCUGAAGGAUAUUCUGGAGCGAGAUCAAGCUCAAGAGUCCGUAGUGCCAGAGGCAGAGAUUGUUCUACGAGAGCUCAAGGAGCGGGGUUAUGCCCUUGCAAUCCUUUCAAAUGCCGCCACUCCGCAAUACACGCAUGUGCUACAGCACUCUGGCCUGCGGAAAGUCUUGGAUCCGGCGCUGUGCUGCUUCUCGUUCCAAUUGGGGCUGGUGAAGCCGGACGCCAGGAUUUUCGAUAGUAUUUGUGAAGCGGCUGGCAUCCCCAAGUCUGCAGCACUGAUGGUUGGCGACAGUCUCAGGAGCGACUUCAAUGGCUCGCGUGCUGCUGGCGUCGGGAAGCAGGUGCUGCUGGACCCCAGAUGCAACACGGGCCACAAAUGGCCACAAUGCCCCUGA